UUAAGCCUCUCAGUUAACUGUGUCUAGAGAAUAAGACUUUUGUCCUUCCCGUAUAAAUGAACAUCGCUUGAUCUUCUCUCACCGUUUCACCUCCAAACCAAGCUUGAUCACAGCAACCACAUCUCUGCUUUGAAUCCUGUGUAAAAAUGCACACCAGUUUUGAUGGGAAGGUAGAUGUAGAGUUUGAUUUCUGGGGUGCAAGUGAAACCCAAUAUUACAGUAAUGAUAGAGGUGCUAGUGAAGUAGAGUUUCAAGCACAGGUUGAAGAAGACUUUGUUGAUUACUCACUACCCUUAUGGAAAACAGAUAUGUCAAGAAACGUUAGAAAUGAAUCCUCUCCCUUACUUCCCCGUGGCCAUCAUUACAGUAAUAUUUCGCCGAGGUCUCGGCUACAAGUGAUGGCAGAAGGUAGGAGGAAGCUCAUGGAGAUUGUUCAUAGCAUGCCAGAAUCUAGUUAUGAACUGUCUUUAAAGGAUAUUGUUGAUGAGCAGCAGAUUUCUGAAGGGGCACAGGACGAGAUGCCGAAGCAAAGGACGAUUUCUGAUUUCAAGUCUGAGGCUGAAAUCAUCAAGAAACAGAAGACGAAGAAACCAAAGAGUUUCAGUAAGAUGGGUAAUAUUUCAAGAAGUACAAGCAUGGAAAAGGAAAAGUUCUUGAUCAAGAUGUUCAUUCCAACUUCUCUCAGUUUCAAGAUCAGAGACAACACAAGAACUGGCUCAAAAGUUCUUCCAAGGUCAUCGAUGGAACUAACUGUUAACCGUGAAGAUAAGAAGUGGUGGAUCAAAGGGAUUUUGUUUAAAGGAGAAUGUAAGAACAGUGGAAAGAACAGCAGCACAAGAACCAGUAGCAGCAAUAGCAGCACACGCACUAGUGGCAGCAAAAGCAGGUAUGACAAUAUGGAGGCCUUGCCAAGUUGCUGGCCUUUUUUCCGCACUAAGAAAAGCAGGAGGACAAGACUCGAAGGACACAUCUUCUAAACCGGGGAUCCAAUGCGAUGAUUUUUGUAAUGGUGUCCGUAUUAGCCUCAGAAUAAGAUAAAUUAUUCUGAGAUAGUGAGAUUGUUCUUCAAAGAACACAUCAGAACAUAGUUUUUAAAGAGUCAAGGGGUUUCACUGCCAGAAGAUUGAAUUCACUAGAACGUGUUUGCAGAUAGUAAGCAACAGCACAAGCAGACAUCAACUUAUCUCUUACAAAUUACUCUCUAGUCUCGUAGAUAUGUGCCACCCUUUUAUAUAAAAUCCCUCUAGAUUAUACUCAGGAAGGUUGCCCUUCUAGAUUAUCAUGUAUUGCCGCCUUGUUGUUCUUUAGAUGCUUUUUGAUAGCUCACCUGAUUUUAACAUUUGUUCUUUAGAAUUUGGUUUUUGAUAUUUCACCAGAUUUUGACA
Populus nigra (black poplar) is the source of this 1385-nucleotide messenger RNA. RefSeq lists its product as uncharacterized. Bases 147 to 977 code for a protein of 276 amino acids. The record is from RefSeq and is a predicted model, not a curated record. The transcript has 2 exons. NCBI's taxonomy places the organism in Eukaryota, Viridiplantae, Streptophyta, Magnoliopsida, Malpighiales, Salicaceae.